UCCUAAAACAGGGGAGAUGGGUCUCUAUUUUUCCUAUGAAAAGAUUGUUUUCGCUCUCUCUAUCACUUCGUCUCCUGUAUUCAGCUGAUUAGACUAUGAUUGCAACAGGUGGCAGAGAGCGAUCACGUGGAGCAGGUUUGGGGAGCCGACCCCCGACCCCCGGCCCCCGGCCCCGCACUUCUAACCUAAAGCCGCACGCCCCGGAGCCGCACCUGUGCUUUCCUUUGGCUUUGCAGCCCCUGGAGUCCGCGGCGACCCUGGGCUAAGAAGGUGCCUCCCCGGAAGGGCCAGAGCAGGGCUUGGAGCCCCGCGGGGCGGCGGUAGAGCAAACGCAUCGCAUCGGCCGCACCCCUACCCUCGCCGAGAUGCACAACGCGUCGUCCUGGGAGCCGGGGCCCCCCAACGCGUCGCCCCCCGGCUUCGCGCUGGGCUGCCCCAACGCGUCGAGCCCGCCGCCGCCGCCGCCGCCGCUGGCCGUGGCCGUGGCCGUGCCCGUGGUCUACGCGCUGAUCUGCGCCGUGGGGCUGGCGGGCAACUCGGCGGUGCUGUACGUGCUGCUGCGGACGCCCCGCAAGAAUGUCACCAACCUGUUCAUCCUCAACCUGGCCGUCGCCGACGAGCUCUUCACGCUCGUCCUGCCCGUCAACAUCGCCGACCUGCUGCUGCGGCGGUGGCCCUUCGGGGAGCUCAUGUGCAAGCUCGUCGUGGCCAUCGACCAGUACAACACCUUCUCCAGCCUCUACUUCCUCGCCGUCAUGAGCGCCGACCGCUACCGGGUGGUGCUGGCCACGGCGGGGUCGCGCCGGGUGGCGGGGCGCACGUACGGCGCGGCGCGCGCGGUGAGCCUGGCGGUGUGGGCGCUGGCGACGCUGGUGGUGCUGCCCUUCGCGCUCUUCGCCCGGCUGGACGAGGAGCAGGGCCGGCGCCAGUGCGCGCUGGUCUUCCCGCAGCCCGAGGCCUUCUGGUGGCGGGCGAGCCGCCUCUACACGCUCGUGCUGGGCUUUGCCCUCCCGGUGACCACCAUCUGCGCCCUCUACCUCGCCCUGCUGUGCCGGCUGCGAGCCAUGCGCCUCGACGGGCAGGCCAAGGCCCUGGGCCGCGCCAAGAAGCGGGUCACUGUCUUGGUGGCGGCGAUCCUGGCCGCGUGCCUCCUCUGCUGGACGCCCUACCACCUGAGCACCGUGGUGGCGCUCACCACCGACCUCCCGCAGACGCCGCUCGUCGUCGCGGUCUCCUACGGCAUCACCAGCCUGAGCUACGCCAACAGCUGCCUCAACCCCUUCCUCUACGCCUUCCUGGACGCCGGCUUCCGCAGGCGCCUCCGCCAGCUGCUGGCCUGCCGCCCCGCCGCCUGACUCCCCGGCGCGCCCCCUCGGCACCGCCAGCCCUGACCUGCCAUCCCCCAGCCCCCGCCUCUUCACACCUGCGAGAUGCCGAUGCUCGGGCCCGGACCUAGGCGUGCCCGUAAGUUGAACUUGCCUGGUCCCCUGGGUGAUGCUGGAGCAAGCACACCCAGUGUCAGGACGGCGGCGGCUGAGAACGCACACGCCGGCUUCCUAAUGCGGAAGGGCACCCCCCUGAACUAGUUCGGGGAGGGGAGCGAGGGGAAGGAAGAAGUGCUGGGAACUUCCUUCUCGUUCCGCAACGCGCUUUCCGGGCCCCCGCGUCGUGCGCAACCCCGGCUCUAGGUGGAGCCCGCGGCGCUACCUCGGGCGAGGUCCGGGCGAGGUCCGCGGACGCGGCGGCUCGUGGGCGGCGCACUUGCCCCUGCACUUGGCCGCUUUGGUUUCCAGCAGCGACUGGCUGUGCUUUGGCUCAAGCGGCAACAGCCUGCCCAUCCCCCCUGAUCCUCCACAAAGUUCUAACAGCCGGAGAAAUGGGUCCGGGCGCGUGCGCUCCGCGCCCACCUCUCCCAGGCACAGAUGGGGAGAGACGCACGAUCCAUCUGUCCACCGUGUCGGCCCCGCACAGGCCGAUCUGGAGCUGCCUUGGACCUCUGGAUAGGACUGCUGGACAAAUAGACAAACUGGCACCGUUCUGUCAUCCACGUCACUGGGUUGUGUUGCAUCCUAUUACAGCCCGUGAUUGAUUAAACAGGACUCAGUAGUUCAGUUUCACCCUGGCUUUCUAAAUCAGUGGCUAAACUGUUGUAUUGUUAUUUCUAGGUUGUAGCCUACAGAUUAACAUGUAGAAGUCCAGAAUGUAUGUCUCAAACUUCCCUUUUAUGCUGUGUCUUCAGUAGAAUAAAGAUGCAAGUAGCCACAUUAAAAGUAGAGUUUAUUUA
Molecule: messenger RNA, 2284 nt
Organism: Myotis daubentonii (Daubenton's bat)
Lineage: Eukaryota; Metazoa; Chordata; Mammalia; Chiroptera; Vespertilionidae
Gene: NPBWR1
Product: neuropeptides B and W receptor 1
Biological process (GO): neuropeptide signaling pathway
Cellular component (GO): neuron projection; plasma membrane
Molecular function (GO): neuropeptide receptor activity; neuropeptide binding
Source: RefSeq, a predicted model, not a curated record